Gadus chalcogrammus (walleye pollock) is the source of this 1362-nucleotide messenger RNA. RefSeq names its product serine/threonine-protein phosphatase 2A 55 kDa regulatory subunit B gamma isoform-like. Gene Ontology annotation, molecular function: protein phosphatase regulator activity; protein binding. Gene Ontology annotation, biological process: peptidyl-serine dephosphorylation. Gene Ontology annotation, cellular component: protein phosphatase type 2A complex; cytosol. NCBI's taxonomy places the organism in Eukaryota, Metazoa, Chordata, Actinopteri, Gadiformes, Gadidae. The transcript has 9 exons. The coding region runs from base 1 to 1362 and encodes 453 amino acids. The record is from RefSeq and is a predicted model, not a curated record.
AUGGCCGAAGACACUGAGAGCCCUACGAUCAACCACAGCUUCCUGCGAGACUAUGUCACCGAAGCUGACGUCAUCUCCACAGUGGAAUUCAACCAGACAGGAGAGCUGCUGGCUACAGGAGACAAGGGGGGGCGUGUGGUCAUCUUUCAAAGAGAGAGCGAGUCUAAAGGAGAGCUGGAGGAUUUGGGCGACAUUGGGGACUCCGGAGAGUACAACGUGUACAGCACCUUCCAGAGUCAUGAGCCUGACUUUGACUACCUGAAGAGCCUGGAGAUCGAGGAGAAGAUCAACAAGAUCAGAUGGCUACCUCAGCAGAAUGCUGCCCACUUCCUCCUGUCCACCAAUGAUAAGACCAUUAAACUGUGGAAGGUCAGCGAGAGAGACAAGAGGCCUGAAGGAUACAAUCUGAAAGAUGAGGAGGGGAGACUCAAGGACAUCUCUACUGUUACCUCCUUACAGGUUCCCGUGCUCAAACCCACAGACCUGAUGGUGGAGGUGCGCCCCAGGCGGGUGUUCUCAAACGGACACACCUACCAUGUCAACUCUAUCUCCGUCAACAGCGACGGCGAGACAUACCUCUCGGCCGACGACCUCCGCAUCAAUCUGUGGCACCUUGGCAUCACCGACCGCAGCUUCAACAUCGUGGACAUUAAGCCGGCCAACAUGGAGGAGCUGACGGAGGUGAUCACGUCAGCAGAGUUCCACCCGCACCACUGCCACAUGCUGGUGUACAGCAGCAGUAAGGGCACCCUGCGGCUGUGUGACAUGAGGGCCUCGGCCCUCUGCGACCAGCACUCCAAACUGUUUGAGGAGCCGGAGGAUCCAGGAAGCAGGAGCUUCUUCUCUGAGAUCAUCUCCUCAGUGUCGGACGUCAAGUUCAGCCACAACGGGCGCUACCUGCUGACCAGAGACUACCUGACCGCCAAGGUGUGGGACCUGAACAUGGACAAGGGCCCCGUGGAGACCUACCAGGUCCAUGAGUACCUGAGGAGUAAGCUGUGUUCCCUCUAUGAGAAUGACUGCAUCUUCGACAAGUUUGAGUGUGUGUGGAACAGUUCAGAUAGUGUGAUCAUGACCGGGGCUUACAACAGCUUCUUCCGAAUGCUGGACCGGGAGACGGGCCGGGGCGUGACCCUGGAGGCGUGGCGGGAGAGCAGUAAGCCGCGGGCCGUGCUGCGCACGCGGCGCGUCUACACGGGCGGAAAGCGGCGCCGCGGGGACGUAGGCGUGGACAGCCUGGACUUCACCAAGAAGAUCCUCCACAUGGCGUGGCACCCGUCUGAGAACAUCAUCGCCAUCGCCGCCACCAACAACCUGUACAUCUUUCAGGACCGCGUCAGCCCCGACGCACACACACAGUGA